AUUAUACAUAUUUAUUAAUGAAAAAAAAUCUAUGAAUACGAUAUAUGCAUUUGAAUGUGGAUUAACCCCAACAUUCCACCAAUCCAGAAAUAUUUUUUUCUUUUUUCUAAAAUAAUUUUCUCCACAACACCUUUUAAAUAAAUAUGCAUGUCACUACAUGCAAGGAGGUCCUUGAAAGUAAAAUUUUGCUGCCUAAGUCACCUUGUACUGUCAUCACCUGGGUGCCCAAAAGUCCAUAUAAUAUUUCCUCUGAUGAGAGAACCUUUCCAAUCUGCGCCUGCUCCAGCUCUUUGUCCAUUGUUCUGGCUUGGACAUGAGGCCAAUUGCUCUCAUGUUUGUGCAUGUUUGAGAGGUGAGGAAACAGGGUCCAUAGAAAGACAAGUGAUGCUGAAGGAGUUGCCAUGACAGUGGGUGAGGAAGAGAGAGGGAAGUUGCAAGAAGACUAAACUUGGCAAGAUGUCAUAGAUAAGUGUAAAGCAGGUGACAGAUUUGAGGAGAAGCAAAAAGACUCUGGUUGGAGGCAGAGGAGGAGGGGGCCUGCGACGAGACACAAGCAGGUGGGGGAGGUCUGAGGGGACAAAAGAUAGGCUGGCCAGGUGGACUGGAUCUCAGUGUGCGGCGGACAUGAUCAUUGCCCCAUGCCGUUAGCUGCAAGAAGAGAGACAACCGAGUGAGGAGCUGAGACGGGACGCAGGAUGGUGAGGUGCUGGAAACAUUCACAACAUCAUUUGGACGAGGCACAGUGCACGGAUGGGGACCCAGCUGUUCCUUCUCAGUUCCGCUUCCCCCACAAGGCAUUUUGGCCCAGUCUCACUGCAGUUCUGCUCCUGUUUAUCCUUGUCUUUGGUUUAACUGGACAUUUCAGGACAUCACAGCCAUCCACCCAGAUUGUAAGAUUCUCCUCUCCAGAUCCAGCUGGCAGAGUUGUCAACCAAUCAGCAGUUGUGGACCCGGAAAAUGAUAUAGUGACAUUUUAUCUAAUAUCACCAGUUAACGAGAGAUCCACUGUGCUUUUUGAUAUCAGACAAGGUUUGAUAUGUUACAAGCCAGUACACCAAAAGACUUGCUUCCUGCAAAAGAUGGAAGAGUCUGACUAUGACAACGUACGCUCCUUCCUCCUUGAGCCAAAACAAAAGCUAGGGGCUGCAUGUGGCUGUCACAUAACACUGGGUUUGUCUGUGCAGGCUCAGUACCAUCUAGUUGUGAAUGAAACUCUGAGACAGACAGAGUUUCUAAGUGUUGUGGGAUCAAGUGUGGUGGACAUGUCCACACUGAACGAACCACUGCAGCAACUGUGCCAAGACCGAUCUGUUCACUGGACCAAGAAAACUGAUGGCCCAGGCAAACAGAGGCUAGUUUACUUCUGCAUUGACAUCUGCUUCCCCAGCAACAUCUGUGUGUCUGUGUGUUUCUAUUACCUGCCAGAAUGACAUUCCCUUCUCAUCAAAUAACAGAGACAAAGUUACCUUUUCAGGUACUUUUACAAAAAGAAGGAAGUCUGUAAACAGGCAAGGCGGUGUAUUUCAAUGCUUCUGAGAGUGAAGUGCUGGAGACAGGCUGUCACAGUUAUCACCAAAGCCUUCAUCACUCCCUUCAUGGGUUUUACCUGCUCUGGUAGCACGCUGCACAAUUACAUGGGAGAAAAUCCCUUUUCUACAUGCCACUAACUGUAUUUUCU
Boleophthalmus pectinirostris (great blue-spotted mudskipper) is the source of this 1678-nucleotide messenger RNA. RefSeq names its product BRICHOS domain containing 5 (gene bricd5). NCBI's taxonomy places the organism in Eukaryota, Metazoa, Chordata, Actinopteri, Gobiiformes, Gobiidae. The record is from RefSeq and is a predicted model, not a curated record. The transcript is spliced from 6 exons. Gene Ontology annotation, biological process: regulation of cell population proliferation. The coding region runs from base 696 to 1430 and encodes 244 amino acids.